AUAAACCAGAGUAAAGAUGACGUGUGUUUGUAAUUCAUAUCUGAAUUCUGUAAUCUCGCCUCAGUCAAUUUAUCAUUUGGUAAGAGCAUCAGGUUAAAAUAUCUUCCAGAGACCAUCAAUUAGUGAAGAAAGCUAUUGAUGCAAGCCUAUUACUCGGUAAACAAUAGGAGAUUUUAAGUCUAAUCAAUGCACACCCAAUCCACUUCAUAGACGUGAUGACAUUAGUGAAAACAUUUCGCCAACUUUUGUAUAAAAGCUAUGGGUAGAUUUUACUACUAAGAGAUUACUAUAUGAAUACACUUACAUUUUCACCCUUUUGUAGUGCUUCAUGUUUCAGAAAAACAUAAAAAACUAUGAGGAAAAAAUCUGUACUUAUUGUUACGCUUGAUUUGGUGCACACUAACUGAUACUAAUUUUCAUUAUUACCUUGAAAGUCCAUCUGCAAACUAUCACUGGUAAAUGGUAGAUUGAACUUCAUACAUUAGUUUUGUAGUAAUCUAAUCGACCGUAUUUUUAAACAACACUACGUAGAAAUUUGUUAAAAACCGAAGUACACUGGACUAAAAUAUAGCCAGUAGUUACAGCGUAGGUCUUAUGAAACCACAAACAUUUUAUCCUAACAAAUACUUCAGCUAUGUUCUAGAAGUAUAUGUGUAAGGACUCAAGUUUGUAUUACUCAGUGUCAGUUAAAUCAAAUAACUGGUUGCCUAAAUAGAAUCUGUAACAAACUUAUCUUACACUUCAAGUUUUCUAAUCACCAGCUAAUUAACGGAAAAAAUGAACAUCGCGAUUGAGCUACAAACUUCUGGAAAAUGUAUUUUUAAAAACACACGUAUUAUAAACAUUUUAAGCUUCCCGAUAUCCAACUACCGAAAAUUAAGAAAAUAUUUUUUAGAGAGACCCUAAGCAGUUUGCUUAUAAGUGUGGAAGAAGUACAUUAGAUGCAGCCAUUGUACUACACCACAAUAUUGUUUCCUGCCUUGAUAAGGGCGCUAAGUUCGUUCGAACAGCUUUUUUAGACUAUACUGCAGCUUUCGACUCUGUUCCUAGGACACUUUUAUUAGGAAAGAUGAUUUCAGCUCAAACAGAGUCCUGGGCAACUAGAUGGCUGUCUUCUUAUUUUAAGGAUAGGAAACAGCAUACUGUUUUGGCUGGAAAGCGCUCCACUUCUCAGCUAACUGAAAGUGGUGUGCCUCAAGGUGCAGUACUUUCUCCAUUUCUUUUCUCUUUCUUUUUGCAUGACCUUCCGAACUCACCCAAAGUUAACUUCAUUAAGUAUGCCGAUGAUCUGACCGUUUCUGUCCCUGUAGUUUCCACAUCGGAUUGUUCCCAUAUGAAUGGCUUCUUAGCUGAAGUUAAGGAUUGGUCUGGCUCAAAUGGUCUUAAACUAAAUCCAACUAAAUGUAACACUGUUGAUUUCAGCUUGAGAAGUGAAAAAGACAUGCAUGGAUUGAUUCAAUCUCAUGAUUGUUGUAAUAUUGAUGGUACCAUGAUAGAGAGUAAGUCAAGUGUUUCUUAUCUUGGCAUUAGUUUCUCUUCAAACCUUUGCUGGUCGUCUCAUAUUCUUAUAGUUUCUAAGAAAGUUUUCCGUCUGACUUAUUACAUAAAGAAGUUGAGACACUCAGGUAUAACUCAAUCUCUUAUCAUACAAUUUAUUAAUUCAUGUGUUUUGCCCAUCAUUCUUUAUUGUUCUCCAUUAUUCUUCCCUGGGCUACUCAAGAAAGACCAUAUAAUACUACGAAGAACAUUGAGGGCUGUAAGUAGGGUCAGUGCUAUCCCUUUGACUCAACUAAAUGACACUGUUGUCAAUAGGCAUAUGAAUUCUUGUAAACACUUAGCUAAAGUUAUCUUAUCUGAUAGUGAACAUCCUCUUUAUUCACAAUUGUUUCCUUGUAUCUCUUCGGGUAAGACCAGAAGAAAUUUUAUAAACAUUUAUGCUCGUACUACAAAAUAUAAAAAUUCGACCGUUCCAUAUUUGGCACGAGUAUUGUGUGAAGAGACAAAUAUCAGAAAAGAACUUUUACAACUUUUGAAUCAAUAACUAAACUAUAAAAUGUAAUGAUGCAUAUUAUUAUGCAUGUGUUAUUCUUUAUAAUAUUUAUUUAUUAUUCACUAUGACCUAGAAUGGUGUGAUUUUGUUGGGGUUUUUUUUAUUAUUAUUUUUUUUUGUUUUUUUUCCUAUUAACUAUCAAUAUUUUAACAUUUUAUACAUUUAUAUAAUUAUAAACAGAGCUAAACCAUUGCAAUAUGUAAAAGAAACGCU
Molecule: messenger RNA, 2263 nt
Organism: Trichobilharzia regenti
Lineage: Eukaryota; Metazoa; Platyhelminthes; Trematoda; Strigeidida; Schistosomatidae
Source: the annotation of a GenBank genome assembly